Messenger RNA from Colletotrichum truncatum, 840 nucleotides. RefSeq lists its product as uncharacterized. NCBI's taxonomy places the organism in Eukaryota, Fungi, Ascomycota, Sordariomycetes, Glomerellales, Glomerellaceae. The record is from RefSeq and is a predicted model, not a curated record.
AUGAAGCCAGAGAUGAGAAUCCCGCCGGGUCCCUAUUCUCCCUCAACCCACCCACACAUACCCAUGGAAAACCUCCAAGUGGGAUGCCUCUACCUUAUGAUAUCCGUUCCAUUGCGCAUCUACAUCGGCCGCAAACAACACACCUACUCCACCGACCUCCCAUCUGGUCAGGAAAUUGACUAUAGUACCUACGAACUCGGCGUUUCCGACGGCCAUCUGACCGAGGAGUUCCACUGGGAUCUCUACUGGCACACCUCCAACCACACCAUCCCAGCCGCUUCCUCCAGCAACAAGGCCAACAUCGCCAACAACGGUAGCGGCAUACUCUACCGGCUCCGCAGCCUAGGGUCAUAUCCCAAGACUUACGUUUGCGACCGCAUCCCCGUCAUCCGUGUGCGCACGCACUCCCAGCUCGUAGGCCUGGUGAGAGUAAUCAGCGUGCCCGUCUCCGUCGUCCCGCAUCUGACACGCUACCUCGACUGGAUGACCAAAGAAUCCGCCGGCGCUGCGAAGAGAAGCUAUGUGUGGGCCACCAUGGCUUACUACCGCACACGCGCCCACUUGGCAAAGGGGAACGGUGUCCAAGAUCACAGCUUCAACCAGUUCGACGUUUCGCGGUUCACCGCCGAGGUGCUUUCGUUCGCGUACAAGAACGUGCCGCAGUUGAUACAUUCCGACGCCUCGGAGAUGAGCUUGAGGCCAGUUAUUGCGUCUUGGAUGGGCAUCACGCUUGGGUUUCUUGAUGAUGAUGAUAUUGUGGCGACAAUAAGAAAGAGGGAUGAGCUUCUGAGAAGGCAGAAAGAGGAGUUUGGAGCCGUCUCGGCGUGCUGGUAUCACUGA